AUGCUGCGGAAUGCGCCCAUGUUCAAACGACUGGAAGCUGAUUAUCAUUCGCUCAUUUCAUCCCCCUCCUUCCCUGUCCCUUCCUCCCCUCCCGCAACCCCCCGUUUUUGCAGCUUCGUCAUCAUCCCUGACAUGCUGCGGAAUGCGCCCAUGUUCAAACGACUGGAAGCCAAGCUCAAGGGCAAGGGGUCGUCCAACCUGGGAGUGGGCAGGGGCAGAGCCAUGGCCAUGCAGCUAACACUAGGUCUGCAGCAAGGGGCAUUCCCUUUUUCCCCCAAAGACGCACUCAUUUCUUUGCGUUCCCAACCAACCCCCUGUGUGUGUGCGCAUCAGGGCAAGGGGUCUUCCAACCUGGGAGUGGGCAGGGGCAGAGCCAUGGCAAUGCGAGCCAAAGCUAGGGCAAGGGGUCGUCCAACUUGGGAGUGGGCAGGGGCAGAGCCGUGGCCAUGCGAGCCAAAGCUAGGUCUGCAGCAAGGGGAGCACUGGGAGCAGCACCAGAUGGGGGUGCGCCUAUGGGCGGCGGCAUGA
Closterium sp. NIES-65 is the source of this 528-nucleotide messenger RNA. The record is from the annotation of a GenBank genome assembly. NCBI's taxonomy places the organism in Eukaryota, Viridiplantae, Streptophyta, Zygnematophyceae, Desmidiales, Closteriaceae.